This is a messenger RNA of Mirounga angustirostris (Northern elephant seal), 4140 nucleotides long. RefSeq names its product LYL1 basic helix-loop-helix family member (gene LYL1). Lineage: Eukaryota; Metazoa; Chordata; Mammalia; Carnivora; Phocidae. Gene Ontology annotation, molecular function: DNA-binding transcription factor activity, RNA polymerase II-specific; protein dimerization activity; RNA polymerase II cis-regulatory region sequence-specific DNA binding. The record is from RefSeq and is a predicted model, not a curated record. The transcript is spliced from 5 exons. The coding region runs from base 1243 to 2082 and encodes 279 amino acids. Gene Ontology annotation, biological process: regulation of transcription by RNA polymerase II.
CCGGGACAGAGGGUUAGCAACGUUAACGGAGAGGCUUAGGGCACAGUCCCCACCCCCACGCGGUAGCUGUGGGGCCCUCCCAAACACCUUUCUGUCUGCUUCAUCCCCAGCCGUCAUGACCCUAAGCCUAGAACCUCGCUUGCAGGGGUCAUCAGUGGCCUGCGAUGUGGGAUGAGGGCCAGAGACCACCAAGUUGGGGCUGUGUGCUCCUGUGGCCUAGAGGAUCCGCAUCCUGUGGAGACGCGCCGGGGACACCUAUUGUGAAGUUCGCCAGCCCUGGCACCCGAGGAAGUCCCUCCCAGCUGUGGCACUUCCUCUCAUCCUCCUGGGCCUGAAAAGGGGGUGUGGACAGCAGGCCUGGGGGCCCAGGACACCGGCCCGGGCUGGACCCCCAAGGGCCGACUGUAAGAACGGCCCUCCCUCCAGUGCCCCCGUCUGGGGUGGGGGUGGUGCAAAGCCCGGGAGGGGUGGUGUAAAAAGAGGAACCAGGCCGGGUGAGGAGAGGAGGAGCAGGAGGGGGCCCUGGGUCACGAGGCCCCGGCACUGCCGGAAAAGGGCUCUCCUCCACCCCCAUCAGCCCGGACACUUGGGCAGGGGGUGUUCAAAGCCGGAGGCGAAACCCAAGCGAUACUGGAGGCGGCUCCUUCCCUGCCUCGGCUUCCCCUCUGCGUGCAUCCGGGUACCUCACUCCCAGCUGUGCACUGGGUCGGGGUCCUCAGAGGCCCCGGGGCCACUCCAGGGCCUGGGGGGACGGAAGGUGAGGACCGAGGGGUGACGGCUCGGUCCGUCGCCGGCCGGGGGCGGGGCUGUGAGGCCCGCGCUCGGAGAUCCCCGCCCGCCGGUUUCCUCCGGGGUCAGCCCGGCUCCUUAUCAGGCGCGGCCAGUCGGCCAGGCCCUUAUCUGUGCCGGUCCAGCAUCCUCCGGCGCGGCCGGGGGUGAGAGGGAGGAAACUGGGCCGCCGGGGGCGGGGAGAGGGCGGGCCGGCCAGGAGCAGCUCACUUUCCCUCGAGGGAUCCACGCUGCCGUCGCGGCGGCCUUCGGGAGCCCGGGAAGAGGCGCGGCCCCCACGCCGCUGCCGGGAGGGGGCGGCAAGCUCCCAGCGGCCCUGAACGCAGAGGCCAGACCGGAUCGGGGCCACGGAGCCUGGCCUGAAACCCAACCGCAUCCUGGCCCUGAAGGACAGAGCUAGGGCACUCACCAAACAGGAGGACCAGCGCCGGGGUGAGCACCCCCUUGGGGUCCAUGUGCCCUCCCCAGGCCCAGGCAGAGGUGGGCCCCACCAUGACUGAGAAGGCCGAAAUGGUGUGUGCCCCCAGCCCAGCACCCACUCUGCCCCCCAAGCCUGCCUCGCCUGGACCCCCGAAGGUGAAGGAGAUGGGCCACCAAGGCUCCUCACCCCCCAGGCUGCCUCCUGGCGUGCCAGUGAUCAGCCUGGGCCACACCAGGCCCCCAGGGGCAACCAUGGCCACCACGGAGCUGAGCGCCCUGCGGCCCCCACUGCUACCACUCUCUACCCUGGGAACUGUCCCACCGCCCCUGGCCCUGCAUUAUCACCCUCACCCCUUCCUUAACAGCCUCUACAUUGGGCCGGCAGGACCUUUUGGCAUCUUCCCUAGCAGCCGACUGAAGCGGAGGCCAAGCCACUGUGAGUUGGAGCUGGCUGAGGGGCACCAGCCCCAGAAGGUGGCCCGGCGUGUGUUCACCAACAGCCGGGAGCGCUGGCGGCAGCAGAACGUGAAUGGCGCCUUCGCAGAGCUCAGGAAGCUGCUGCCAACGCACCCGCCCGACCGGAAGCUGAGCAAGAACGAGGUGCUCCGCCUGGCCAUGAAAUACAUUGGCUUCCUGGUGCGGCUGCUGCGCGACCAGGCGGCCGCUCUGGCCGCAGGCCCCGCCCCGUCCGGGCCCCGCAAACGGCCCGCGCACCGGGGCCCCCACGACGCCGCCCGCCGCGGGCCUUGUCGCAGGGCCGAGGCAGUAGUGCGCUCGCAGCCCGCGCCCUCGGCCGGCCCCGACGGCAGCCCCGAUGGGGCGGCCCGGCCCAUCAAGACGGAACGAGCGGCCGUGAGCCCUGAGGUGCGGUGACCUCCGCAGCGUUGCCUCUGAGCCGAGGGGCACCGGGAACUCAGCCCAGGGCGGUCGAUGCCCUGCGCCUGCUCUGGAGCGAACUCCCCCGAAGAGAGACCAGUGAGGACGUCCGCAACGGGGUCUGGAAAGGCGACUGUCGCCCCCAGGGGCCCCGCAGACCUUUUUUUUUUUUUUUUUUCAUCACCCACCGCCCGCUGGAAAUCGCCUUUUCCCGCGUCUCCCUCCCGGGGACGAGGUCCGGGAACCAACAUGGCAGACAGGUCAUCGGACUAAAGUGGUGCCUCUUUUUUCCGGGCUGGGUCGCGGAGAGAGGUGGGGAGGGACCGGGGAGUCUUUGCCCUUUUCACCGGCGCCCCCUCCUGGAGACUCGUGGAUGCACGCCCCUGGACCGCGUCGGCGGAGGCGCAGAAUCGACGCCGCGACCCACCCCACCAAUCCCAAACCGGUCCCCGUACGAUGGCGUUAGCGAAGGCUCGGGCGCUCUGACUUUUGUUUUUCUUUAUUUCUUUAUUUCACAUACACAUUAGCCAUUCAAUGGAGAAGCCGGAGAGAGUCAGGCAAAGAUGGUAUAACAGAAGCGCAGUGACGGGGGCGGGGCGGGGCGGGGCGGGGCGGAGAGGGAACAGACGGGCUGGCUGCCUACUUGCAUUCCGCUAGGACACUGAAAACCCAGAAAACAAAACAGACAGUAAACUACCCUUGUUUCUUAUGUAUCUCAGUGCAGAGACGGGGGUGGAGGGCAGAGAGGGGGGAGACCAGGCUGAAGGAGGAGGAGCGGAGGGACAGGGGACGCUAAGGGGGAAGCACACCAAAUCCAUUAGUACUAUAUAUAGAGAUACUCGUAUAUACUGCGUUUCUUAGCCUAAGAAGAAACUUGUUUGACGGGACGGGCGGCCUUUGCGGUCCGCGAUGCUGGUGCUGGUCGGGCGCACGGAUCUCCCGGGAGGGGCCGAAGCGGGGCUGGCCCAGGCUGGCUUGGGGGGGAGGGGGGCGCCCCGAGGGUGGGGGGGGAGCAGAGGCGGGGCUGGGGUGCCCCUCGGGCUCUCGAUUGGGGGACGAAAUUUCUCGUGACUUUAUUGCUCCUUUAUUUUCUCUCGUGUGUGGGGGGGGGUCCGUUCAGCACGGUCGGGGUGAGGAAAUGGUGGGUCGUCUGAGCCACCCGGCCCCUCUGGGACCCAGAGCGCGGCGUCCGCUCCGCCAGCACGGGGGUGAGAACAAGGCACUAGGUCGGCCGGCCAGCGCGGGGGCGGGUGUGUAAGGCAGUCGACGGGGCUGGUUGCAGGGUGGGGUGGGGCUGUGUGCGGGGCCGUGUGCGUGCGUGCGUGCGGGCGCGGGCCUGGGCGAAUCGACCUGUCAGCUUGGCUGGUCCUGUCCUGGAGCUUCGAGCCUUCCUCCUGCUCCCCGGUGGGUGACGGGGGUCGGGGUAGGGGUGGGAGGAGUGAUGUUGAGUCGGGGGCGCCGGGGAAAAGGGAGGGUAACUACCAACUUGCUGAGCGCGCUCCUGAUAAUGCUGGUGAGGGUCAAGUUGGCGUCUGGCUCAAAGAAGGGCGCUCGGGGCGGAGAGGGAGGGAGGGAGGGGACGUUUGUUCGUUGGCAUUGACCUCUGCGGGGGAGGGGCUGGGGACCCCCCCCGCCGCGCCCCCGUGCCCGGACGGGGAUGAGGCGAGGAGGGGGCGCUGGGGAGGGGGCGCCCGGGGAGACCCGCGGCCAGAGCAGCCCAGCCGCCGGGCGUAUGCCGCUGUCCCGUUCCGUUAAACUCAACAAAGAAGGGAUAUGCGUGUUCCUAACAAGUGCAGGAUAUUUAAUUGAUUCAUAAACUUAUGUAUAAUAGUUUGUGGGUUUUUUUUUUAAACGUACUUUAUAAUGUAAGAAGCACCAGGGUUUUUAUGUUGAAUUAUCUUAAAAAUAAUUUUCUCUCGUCCUUUUCCUUUUUGAUCUUGUGGUUUUGUUUUGUUUUUUUUAAUGUCGAGGUUUUUUUUUUUUAACUCUAAAAUGUGAACGUUUCCUUCAGCCCUCCCACCGAAACCGAGAACGAACGACGAAACAAAUAAAAAC